This is a messenger RNA of Centruroides sculpturatus (bark scorpion), 949 nucleotides long. Its product is annotated as WD repeat domain phosphoinositide-interacting protein 4-like. The transcript has 8 exons. NCBI's taxonomy places the organism in Eukaryota, Metazoa, Arthropoda, Arachnida, Scorpiones, Buthidae. Gene Ontology annotation, cellular component: cytosol; extrinsic component of membrane; phagophore assembly site membrane. Gene Ontology annotation, molecular function: phosphatidylinositol-3-phosphate binding; phosphatidylinositol-3,5-bisphosphate binding; protein binding. The coding region runs from base 1 to 849 and encodes 282 amino acids. The record is from RefSeq and is a predicted model, not a curated record. Gene Ontology annotation, biological process: nucleophagy; autophagy of mitochondrion; protein localization to phagophore assembly site.
AUGACGCUUUCUCGUGAACUAUUAACCUCUGCACGGCCGAAAUCGCCCGUGAAUAUCACCAGAGACGGUCGAAAAGAUCUUCAUUAUUUGAAAUACAAAAUUUUUAUUUUAAAAUGUUCUUUUUGCAGAUUAAUUGUAGUAUUAAAACACCAGAUACACAUUUUUAGCUUUCCAAACAAUCCAUCAAAGUUAUUUACAUUUGAUACAAGAGAAAAUCCAAAUGGUCUUUGUGAAGUCAGUCCAUUUGCAAGUGCAGAACGUCAGUUACUUGUAUUUCCUGGUCAUAAAUGUGGAAGCAUACAAUUAGUUGACUUAACUACAACUGAACCUGGAAUGUCAAGUGCCCCUGUGACUAUAAGUGCUCAUCAAGCAGAAAUUGCAUGUAUAGCAAUUAAUCAGCAAGGAACAAUGGUGGCUACGGCAUCAAAAAAAGGAACAUUAAUAAGAGUUUUUGAUACAAUGAAACGAAUUCAACUUGUGGAAUUGAGAAGAGGGGCAGAUCCUGCUACAUUAUAUUGCAUUAAUUUUAGUCACAAUUCAGAAUUUCUUUGCGUUUCAAGUGACAAAGGAACAAUCCACAUAUUUGCUUUGAAAGAUACAAAACUAAAUCGUCGUUCUACAUUUUCAAAAAUGGGUUUCCUGGGUCAGUACGUUGAUUCUCAGUGGGCUUUGGCUAAUUUCACAGUUGCCGCUGAAUGUGCAUGCAUAUGUGCCUUUGGAUCAAAAUAUUCGGUUUACGCAAUAUGUGUGGAUGGAACGUUUCACAAAUACGUUUUUACUCAAGAUGGCAAUUGCAACAGAGAGGCAUUUGAUGUUUUUCUUGAUGUGUGUAGCGAUAGCGACUUUUAAUUACAUGUAAAUACCGAUAAUGUAUAUCACAUUUUAUAUAAAAAAAAGUGUUUUAUCAUUCUUAUUAUAUAUGAUAAUAUGUAAGAAGAAUUAAAUAUAU